Vicia faba (fava bean) is the source of this 630-nucleotide messenger RNA. The record is from the annotation of a GenBank genome assembly. Lineage: Eukaryota; Viridiplantae; Streptophyta; Magnoliopsida; Fabales; Fabaceae.
AUGAAAUUAUAUGCAGAGUCUCUUGCACGAUUUCAAGGGGGAUCACCCUACAUAUACCCUUUGUAUGGUUUAGGAGAGCUUCCCCAGGCAUUUGCAAGGCUUAGUGCUGUUUAUGGUGGUACAUAUAUGGUGAACAAAACUGAAUGCAAGGUAGAAUUUGAUGCUGAAGGAAAGGUUAUUGGUGUCACAUCUGAAGGGGAAACUGCCAAGUGCAAGAAAGUUGUUUGUGAUCCAUCAUAUUUUCCUGGCAAGGUGAGGAAGGUUGGAAAGGUUGCAAGAGCAAUAGCCAUCAUGAGCCAUCCGAUCCCCAGCACCAAUGACUCCCAAUCAGUGCAAGGAAAAUAUAUUGCAUUUGUAUCAACUGAGGCAGAGACAGAUCAGCCUGCUAUUGAACUUAAACCUGGGAUUGACCUUCUAGGACCUGUUGAGGAGAUAUUUUUUGAUAUGUACGAUAGAUAUGAACCAGUCAAUGAACCCACUCUAGACAACUGCUUUGUAUCAACCAAUUAUGAUUCUACCACACACUUUGAGUCAACAGUAGUGGAUGUCUUCAACAUGUAUACAUUGAUAACCGGCAAGGUUCUCGACCUCUCUGUGGAUCUUAGUGCCGCCAGCGCCGCAGAAGAGUAA